Molecule: messenger RNA, 1002 nt
Organism: Leguminivora glycinivorella
Lineage: Eukaryota; Metazoa; Arthropoda; Insecta; Lepidoptera; Tortricidae
Product: basic proline-rich protein-like
Exons: 5
Coding region: 1-1002 (333 amino acids)
Source: RefSeq, a predicted model, not a curated record
AUGACCCUCGAAAAAACUCUAGCGCUCAAGUGGAACCGUAGUAUUCAAUCCGAAACUCAAUGCAUGUUAGCAUCCAUUUCAACACCUAAUCAGUUAGGUAUUUUAGCUCAAUGUUUUCUCGCCAACCAAGACGUUGAGUAUGAAGACUUGCAAGGGCAGCGCGAUGAACUGCAGGCCAUUGUCAACCGGUUCCAGCAAUGCCAGGAUAUACACGAGCUGGCGUUACAACGCGUCCGGGACUUGCAACAGCAACUGGAGGAGUCGGAAUCAAAACAUAUUUGCAAGUAUUGCUCCGGCAACCCCGUGCCCGCUGACAAUAAUAUGAAACCGGGCAGCGGCUACAACCUGAGCUUCGAGUCACCACGGCCACCGACGCGCCCCGCCGCGCCGAGUUCGCCCGCGCUGCGUGCCGUCCUAGCCGCGCCGGGAUCGCCCGCGCUGCGAGCGCUGUUCGCGUCGCGCCCGAGCCCCGCGCUCGAGCCCAGCAGAGACCUUCACCCCGUCUCGAGCUUCGGGGAUCCUGCGCCAGUACCGGCUCAACCGCCAUCGUCACCGCCGGGCGUCGUCGAGCGGGUUCCAUCGCGACCGUCCAUCGCCGGGCCGGCUCCAUCGCCGCCGGCCCUCGUCUCGCCGGCCUCGUCGCCGCCCAGCCUAGCUACGCUGGCUCUGGCGCUGCUGACCUAUGUCUCGCCCGCUCCGGCGCCGCCACCCCUCCCCUCGCCGCCCCCGCCCCGCCUCGCGCCGCCAUCCUCCCCGCCGCCCCCGGCCGCCGCCGCGGCGUGCUCCCCGCCGCCGCCGCGCGCCGCCCGCGCCCGCGCCGUGCUGUACAGCGACGAGGCGGGCGCCGGGCUGGGCGCGCUGCUGGCGGAGCGCCUCCACCGGCGCGUCAUCAACCACUGUCACCCGGGGGCCACCGUCGCUCGUUUGGUCGAGUGCAUCUCUGCAGCUCAUCCUCCCUACCCUGAGUUAGCUUGGAAACCUUCACAAGGCCCCUCAGGCUGA